GUCGGCUCAGCUUGGCGCGGCGCGGGCGGCGCUCCCCGCCAGCGCAAGCGGCAUGAAGGAGACGUCGCUGCCCGGUACCUCGCUGCAGCGGGCCUGUCGCCUCCUCGUCGCAUUUUGCGCGCUCCAUCUCUCAGCCACGCUGCUUUACUACCUGGCGGGCAGCGCCCUGGGGCCGCCCGGCAGCCCGGAGCCCCCUCCCCGCCGUCCUCCGCCCGCUAACCUCUCGCUGCCGUUCUCCCGCCCGCCACUGCCUCCCGCCGGCCGGCCCCGGCCCCCAUUCGCCGGUUCCUCGUCGAGCCUUUGCCCCGAGCCUUCCCCGCUGCUCGUUGGUGCACUACGUGUGGAGUUUUCCCAGCCAGUGAACCUAGAAGAAGUGGCAAGAUUAAACCCAAAGGUCAAAGCUGGAGGUCGUUUUGCUCCAAAGGACUGUGUGGCACUUCAGAAAGUAGCAAUCAUCAUACCAUUCAGGAACCGAGAGGAGCACCUGAAAUACUGGCUCUAUUACCUGCAUCCCAUACUCCAAAGGCAGCAGCUAGAUUAUGGAGUCUAUGUUAUCAACCAGGAUGGAGAAGAGGAAUUUAACAGAGCUAAGCUGCUGAAUAUAGGAUUCACAGAAGCCUUGAAAGAGUAUGACUAUGACUGCUUUGUGUUCAGUGACGUAGACCUCAUCCCCAUGGAUGACAGGAACACCUACAAAUGUUACAGUCAGCCACGUCACCUCUCUGUAUCCAUGGAUAAAUUUGGAUUUCGGCUACCUUACAAUCAGUAUUUUGGAGGUGUGUCUGCCUUGAGCAAAGAGCAGUUCACAAAGAUCAAUGGGUUCCCAAAUAACUACUGGGGCUGGGGUGGCGAAGACGACGACAUUUAUAACAGGCUGGUGUUUAAAGGCAUGGGGAUAUCCCGUCCAGACGCUGUCAUCGGGAAGUGCAGGAUGAUUCGGCAUUCCCGGGAUCGCAAGAACGAGCCCAACCCUGAGAGGUUCGACAGAAUUGCUCACACAAGGGAAACAAUGAACUCCGAUGGCUUAAACACACUGUCCUACAAGGUAUUAAGGACUGACAAGUAUCCUCUGUACACAAAGAUUACAGUGGAUAUUGGCUCACCAAACAGCUAACAUCAUGGAGAUAACAACAGAGACCUUACCUAUGUUGCCCAGGACAUCUGGCCUCAAAGAUGCUUUAUAUCUGCCAGUUUUAUAACAAUUUCAACGAACUACAACAACAAAAGCCAUGUUUCAGCAUGCCAAAGCAUCUCCAAAUUGGACAAGUGCUUUUAUUUUUACUCUUCCUUAGUUUUGUUUUUUGUCUUUUUAAAUAUCAAACUUGAUAUUACACAACUUUCCAGUUCUCCACAGUUUUCUAAGUCCAGAAAAGCUGUACAUAAGAGUUGUAAAUAAUUUUACUUUGCCAGAAAAAGUUAAAUCUGAUCCAAUUUGUGACACAUCAACUUUAUUACUGGACCCAGAUUUUUUUUUUACUGAGUACAACUGUGAUGCCUCAAGCAGUUACUGCCCUUGGUAUUUUAGAAUGGGGUGGGCAAAAGCAUUCCUUUUUAAUUAAUUCAUGGUUUUUACUUUAUGAAGGACUGUAAAAUGCUGCUAAAGUUGUACAAGUUUAUGCUUUGCAUUAGAUUUUAUUGUUGUUGGUUCCUGUUUUUUUCCCCAAUGGAGAGUAUAUCAUUUAAUUCUAUUUUUUUCUUUCUCUGAACAGUGACCAAACUAAACAUUUGUGCACAGAACAAGUGUUGAACAAUCAAA
Messenger RNA from Pogoniulus pusillus (Red-fronted tinkerbird), 1756 nucleotides. RefSeq names its product beta-1,4-galactosyltransferase 1 (gene B4GALT1). Bases 53 to 1114 code for a protein of 353 amino acids. The record is from RefSeq and is a predicted model, not a curated record. Gene Ontology annotation, biological process: protein N-linked glycosylation; carbohydrate metabolic process. Lineage: Eukaryota; Metazoa; Chordata; Aves; Piciformes; Lybiidae. Gene Ontology annotation, molecular function: cytoskeletal protein binding; beta-N-acetylglucosaminylglycopeptide beta-1,4-galactosyltransferase activity. The transcript has 6 exons. Gene Ontology annotation, cellular component: Golgi apparatus.